Toxorhynchites rutilus septentrionalis is the source of this 1046-nucleotide messenger RNA. RefSeq names its product follicle cell protein 3C-1 (gene Fcp3C). Lineage: Eukaryota; Metazoa; Arthropoda; Insecta; Diptera; Culicidae. The record is from RefSeq and is a predicted model, not a curated record. The transcript has a single exon. Bases 443 to 1024 code for a protein of 193 amino acids.
UGGAAAAAUGUAAACUAUUAUAAAGUUGAAAAAAGUAUUAACAUUAUAAGAUUAGAAUUAAGGGAUAAUGUUUAUAUAUAAUAGUAACAACUAAGUUAAGAAUUUGGUUCAUUUAAACUUAUGUAACUGAGCCUGUAUUUUUUUUUAGAAAAAGCUAUUUUUUCGUUCUGCGGUUGCGUUCGUUGCGAAAGGGCUUGAAUUUCAUAUAGCUGAAAAGCAUUUUUGCUAAGUGGAGUUCUUUGAUUGCAAUUGACCUUGCUCAACACGUUUAUACAAAAACACAACACAAGACAUUCACGCCCAGAACAGAGUCAUCACAAAGCGGACUCAUAUUGUUUAUUUGUACAUAUGCAAAAUAAGCAACCGCAUAUCUUCCGCGUCCAAUGCCAACGGAUAAACCACCCUCUAAGUGGCACCAGUUCUAAUUUGUACAGGCCACAGAAUGGUGAAUAAAAUCCGAGUUGUCGUCAUAAUCAUAAAACUGACUGUCGUAAUGAGUUUUUUGUGCGUUGAAACCGCCAAAACGCCAAAGGUACGGCCCCGAAAAGCAAAGCAAGCAGACCUGGCGAGUAAUUCAGUGAAACAAACGGAAAACGUUCCCUGCUCCUGUGCAAUUUUCCUAACGGGUCAGUUCAACAAGUUCAAUCGGUCAGAACCUCCGAGAGGCAAUCCAGGCAUUCAGAUGGAGCUUAUGCAACAUUUUCCCUGCAGCACGAUGGGAAACAAACAAUGCUCAAAUCGAUGUUUGGAUGCCAUUCUUAAGCACUUGCCCAAUUCUCCGGCGCUUAUCUGUGGUACCAUAGAUCGGGAUUGUUUCCGGGAACGGCCGUAUUUAUUCUACCAAAAUUGUUCGCCACGUUGGGUGAACAGUAAUCUCUCCGCUGGAAAAGAAUUUUGUUGUCAGAAUGAUAGACCGGUGCGUUGUACGAAAAUGGCUGCAGUAAUAAGGCAGAAACUACUGAUUGCCAACAGCACCACCCCUAACAAAGGUGACGAAGAACAGUUGGAUGCGUCAGAUGAAUAAAGGAGAUUGUGAUAUUAAAAUG